UUUAUUUAAAAAAAAAAAAAAAAGUUAAAACGGCAACAUUGUUCAAUAUUACUACAAUUUAUAAUAAAUGUUUUCUAUCUGAAUAUAUUUUAUAAUGUAUUUUAUUUCUGAUGCAAAGCUGAAUUUUCAGCACCACUACUCCAAUCUUCAGUGUCACAUGAUCCUUCAGAAAUUAUUCUAAUAUGCUGAUUUGAUGCUCAAGAAACAUUUAUGAUUAUCGUUGUCAAUGUUGAAAGUUGUGCUGCUUAAUGUUUUUAAACCGUGAUACUUCAGGAUUUAUUGACGACAGCAUUUAUUUGAAAUAAAAGUCUUUAGGAACAUUAUAAUUGUCUUUAUUGAAACUUUUGAUCAAUUUAAUGCAUCCAUAAAAGUUUUAAUUGCUCAAAACAUAUCUUUUAAACUUUUUUUUUUUUUUUUUUUUGAUUAAAUUAUGAUUUAGAUUACCAAACAUUUAUAAUAAAAUGUGAGCGGUGCAUAAAUAGACGCAAACACACAAGUGGGAGAGAGUAUUGAUAGUUGACCUUUGGAAGAACCUCAUUACAAGGAACUGUCUUCUAAAAUCUUAGGUGGAGCCAAAAUUGAGUUUAUGAUUCAUGCUGUAUAUGCAAAUAAACGUGAAUCAAUUUUUCAAAACAACACUAAAAUCUACCAUUACAUUUGGUUAAAUUAAACGAAGAUCCAGAUCUGGCAAAAAUAACUGCAUUUUCAUAACCAUGCUGAAAGACACUUCACAUCAGGCAUAGAGCACAUUUGGAUUCAUGCAAAUCACACUGGUUGUCCUCAAUAUCUCCACACCCCUCUGACAACAUCCUCAAACCUGCUUCACACCUAACUCUACCACUCCUGGGCUAAUUCAACCAUUCAGGCAAACAAAAGCCACAAACAGUCUUGUCUGGCUUCUCAUCCAUGUGGAUUCUCACUAGCAGGUGAAAGAGGAGGCAAACUAACAACGUAUCGUGGCUUGGGGCUUGCCUAAUGUCAGGCACAUUGAUGCUGCCUCAGGGCUCUACUGCUUGGGCAUAGACUCCACCCCACAGAGUCAACACCUCAGAGAGAACGUGAGAGACUCAUCAGACUCAUCAGAAACUAGACGGAGCACCUAAACGAACACACACCGCUCUCAAGGUCGACCACAGCGGCCAAACUGUUCCACUGUGGGACCAUCAUACGAUUCAGGAGGUACACUGUGGACAUACAUCCAUCGACGAUACAUCCAACAUCCCAAACGUUGAGUCUAAAUACAGAUAAGCUGACAAACCACGGAGCAUUGGAUUUGAACCUCUGCACCAGUAUGGACACUCUCCAGGGAAGAAAACCGAAGAAACCACAUUACAUUCCCCGCCCUCCUGGCAAACCUUUCAAAUAUCAGUGCUUCCAAUGUCCCUUCACCUGCAACAUCAAGUCUCAUCUCUUCAACCACAUGAAGUAUAACCUGUGCAAGAACUCCAUCUCUCUGGUGUCUCAGCGCAUGGAACAGACUGGGAAAACACCCAGAGCUUCCCAGCAUAACUUCCCCUUCAACUAUAAGAGUAAAGAGCCACUCCUAGAAGAUGAAGCCAGCAAACCAAUGGAAAGGAUCAACGACAAGGCUGAACAAGAGGAGAUGGGUAAGGGACCAAGAGAAAAGCCUGGAAGUCCCUUCAAGGAGGUUACUAAAGAUGUCCCUGAGCCAAUCCGUGAGACCAGGGACAAAAAUGCAGACAUGGACAUUGGACAGAACAAAAUAUCUUCAGCUUUCUCACCAGUUGCACGAACAUGUGAAAGCGAAGCUCUCUCACGGUCUCCACACAAAGAUGAUCAAUCAUCUUCAACCAUUCCUCAGUUUUACCACCAAGUGGCACCAUGGGUUCCACCUGCUUCCACAGCACCUCUUCUUCCUCUAAUACCGGACUAUCCUUCAUACAUUGUACCCGAGAGGCCCUUGCAUUCUCUCUACACACCCUACUCACACAACCAAGGGAACACCCCAGCCUACCAACUCACACCUCGAGAGACCCAGAGACCUCUGGUUCCAUCACCUUUGGUCCCACCUAGUACUUCCCUUCUCCAUCCUUAUCACUAUAGAUAUGGCCAUUCUAUUAUACCUGGUCCACCGCUACCCUACAGCCUCUACCAACACCCUGAAUUGUCCAUGUCCUUACAGAGAACCAGGUACCUUCCUCUGGAUGUGUAUAGCAACAGAUUUUAUCCUCGCGAGUACGGAGGGCAUCUAGUACCCCUAUCUCAUCCUGACUCUUAUGGCAGACUUCCUGAGGACAGGGCUUUCCAGGAGCACAGUACAGUAGACAAAGGUACUCGCCAGAGUCCUUUAGAAGGGUGUGCCGCCUCCGGGUCUCCAGACAGGCCUAGUACUGCAGAUGUAACCCAGCGGAUCCCGGUUACAUUUAGACACACUUCUCAUGGGGAGUCACUCCCAGUCAAUCAAUCACAGCAUGCUGAUCCAGGGGCUACUACAGCAACUGAAAUCUUACCCAAGAAAUCAUGUGGACAAACUCAAGAGAACUUGUUACAAAAAAAAAAAGAGAGGAAUGAACCACAAACCACAGCCUCCACAAGAAGCCGUGAGAGUUCAUCAGAAAAGGAAGACGAAGAAACUGAGGAGGAGCCAGGUCCUCUUAACCUUUCCAAGAGGGACCGGGCCGUAUCCAGCAACAUGACACACCACUACCCUGACCGAGAGCUCCAUUAUGAUUCAGAAAGUAGUCAGGACGAGGCACCGCUCAACCUCUGCCUCAGGGUACAGUCCAAUAAACAAGCCUUGCCCAACACCACAGGCUCUGAAACUCCAGUAAGACAAACCAUUAUAAACGCUGAGGUAUGCACAAUUGUUCCACCCAGAGAACAAGAAAUAGACCCAUGUGACCAGAGGCACACUGCCGCCUUUGCUUUGUGUCAGCUAGCUAGCUCAAAGGACAUUAUCAAUGACUCUUCUAUUGGCCAACAAGAAACAACUGAGGGCCAGAACAGUCAAAGUCUUCCUUCCCCAGUCAAAGACACUCCAGAUACACCAAAACAGAGCACACGGGCACUGGGACAAAAACGGGUAAACAGUAGACCUCUGAGGCACACCACCAAAAGAGCAAAGGUCAAAGAACCUGCUCGAACUCAGAGAAAGAGGUCACAAAACUGCUGAUUCAGAGAUCUCAAAGUGUGGACUGCUGCUACACAAAAACAAAGGAGCAAUGCUCAAGAUCAAUACUCAAAGAGACUUUACAGGAAGACGGCCAACAUCUACAUUGAAGUCUUCAAUUAUUAUUCUAUUUAUGUCUGUAAAAUUGCUUGUCAUUAGAGCUCAGAGAUCAUGGGAUCAAUUCCAAGUGUACACAUGAACUGACAACUUUAAUGUAAGCUGCUUUAGACAAAAGUAUUUGCCUAAUGCAUAAAUGUAAAUAUAGAUAAUUCCAAAAUAUUCUUAGUGUACAACAUUAAGCACUGACUGGAAGAAAAAGGCAGCCAAGAUUGUGCACUGAGAAUUUUGUGUGCGUUAACAAAACAUGUAAUAGAUCAUUAAAGGGAGCUGGGUGGUGGCAUUUUUUUAAAUAAAGGAUCUUGUUAAACUUGAAGUAUUUGAAUUAAGUGUUUGCAUAAAGUGGAUUAUGUUUGCCUAUGAAUGUUUUUGAAACUGAGUAUGUACAAUGAUUAUAGCUCUGAUAAACUUAAAU
Messenger RNA from Onychostoma macrolepis, 3662 nucleotides. RefSeq names its product zinc finger protein 750 (gene znf750). The transcript is spliced from 3 exons. Gene Ontology annotation, molecular function: promoter-specific chromatin binding; DNA-binding transcription activator activity, RNA polymerase II-specific; RNA polymerase II cis-regulatory region sequence-specific DNA binding. The record is from RefSeq and is a predicted model, not a curated record. NCBI's taxonomy places the organism in Eukaryota, Metazoa, Chordata, Actinopteri, Cypriniformes, Cyprinidae. The coding region runs from base 1292 to 3133 and encodes 613 amino acids. Gene Ontology annotation, biological process: epidermis development; positive regulation of transcription by RNA polymerase II. Gene Ontology annotation, cellular component: nucleus.